This is a messenger RNA of Astyanax mexicanus (Mexican tetra), 2730 nucleotides long. Its product is annotated as transcription factor-like 5 protein. Gene Ontology annotation, cellular component: nucleus. The transcript has 11 exons. Gene Ontology annotation, biological process: spermatogenesis; regulation of DNA-templated transcription. Lineage: Eukaryota; Metazoa; Chordata; Actinopteri; Characiformes; Acestrorhamphidae. Gene Ontology annotation, molecular function: DNA-binding transcription factor activity, RNA polymerase II-specific; RNA polymerase II cis-regulatory region sequence-specific DNA binding; protein dimerization activity. Bases 185 to 1600 code for a protein of 471 amino acids. The record is from RefSeq and is a predicted model, not a curated record.
CAGUUGGCGCCUAAUGAGUAAAUGUAGUUUUAGCGAGUUUUAGAGAGGAUAUCUGUGUUAGCGUCGCGUUAAUUGAGAAAAACUGACUUAUUUAUUAUUAUGAAGCUGCUGUUGGAGACCAGGCAUCUCUAUAAUCUUUCUCAUCUAAUUUAAGGUUGACUGAGACCCACGCCGACCUUCGGAAAUGAGCACUUCGGUAGCAUGCAAGGCUCUACAUGUCGCUCCUCCUGUGGGGCAGUUUAUAUCUGAUCCGGUCGGCGUCCUCGUCGCUCAGAAUGGCAGCGGUCCAGGAGCGGUCGACAGCGCUGAGUUUGACCUGAUGGAGAUGACGGAUGUGGAGUACACGCACCUUCAGCACAUCAUUCAGACCCACAUGGACACGCCGGCUGCUGAUCAGGACGAGUCGGUGCAGAUCCAGCCGUGCAAAAAGAGGAUGUACAACCUAUCCGCUGACACUGCGGAGGUCAAUCUUUCUAACCAUCAAACAGACUGUUCACCUCCCUCACCACCUGCCUCAGCCUCCUGCCCCCCCAACACCUCAUCCACCUUACCUACAGCUGAGCACUUCACCUUCCCCGACUCUAAUCAUCACAAACCAGAGGCUCUUCAGGAAAUUCAGCUGGUUUUGUGCAGCAACGACGAUGGGGAGAAGACUCCAAACACCUGUGUGGAGGUGCCCAACUCUGUGCUAGCAAAGGCAAAAUAUGCCAAGAACCACAGUGAGAACCCGACUGAUCACAGAGCGUUACCUCCGCUACAGCUCAGACCCAACCCACCUGCUCGGGUCUGCUUAGAGAAGAGGUUCACCUGCAGCCAUUCAACAGACAAACCCAGGAAGCAGGAGGCUCCGGCAGCAGUUAUUAAUACGUUUUUGUCGAUACUUCAUCAUUCUACGGACACGCACGGCAUAGCGCUGCUCUCACAGUUCAAAAACGAUCCCAAAGCAGAGACAGCGGCUGCAGUGGAGUGUGCUCAUACAUACGGAGGGAACUUCUUAAACUCCAAUGUUCAGGGUCUUGGUUCCUUACUGGAGGGCAGCAAACAACCCGAGGUGAUCCUUCCGCAAAACUUCUCCUUAAGUUUCCGACCAGACAAUGCAGCUGAACUCUUGUUAAAGACUCCAUACAUUAUCACUGCUGAAUCUGGAGAGCAAGACACCGUAAACCAGGAAAAUGUGUCAGAGGGGAAACCUCCAGUAAAGCGUGCUGGGAAACAUGGACUCAGAGCUUUGCAGGAACAGGCCCCUAACAUUCUCCACAGUCCAGGAAACUGGAAGGUAGACGGCAAGCGUAGCAGAAGGACAGGACAUCCUGUAGAGUUCUCACAGCGCAGAGAGAAACACAACAGCAAGGAAAGAGACCGCAGGAGGAGGAUCCGCCUCUGCUGUGAUGAGCUGAAUCUGUUGGUGCCGUUCUGCAGUCCUGAAACUGAUAAAGCCUCCACGCUCCAGUGGACCACGGCCUUCAUCAAGUACAUCAGAGAGGUCAACGGAGACGCCCUCAGACAGGAAUUCGAGAGCACCUUCUGCGGUAAAACUGGAAUUCGGCUGAAGCCCAGCAGCGCUGCAGCGGUCCAGGAGAUCACAGAGAAUAGAAUUUAAUCUGACCUGAGUAUCUGGCAACCCGAAGAGUGAUACAGUUUUCUCAGAUGAAGAGAUGAAGAAGAUGAAGUCUCAGCGUGAAGUCUCUCAGCUCUCUCGCUCCUCCUGUUCAUCCCAGCGUUUGCGUCGUGUUUAACAUGUUCUCCUGAUGUUCCUUCGUCUUUUGAUUUCUCACAUCCACUGAUAUAUUUCUCUUUAUUCGGACCCCUGAACGUUCUAAACGGGGAUUUCUGUGCUUCAUCUCUCUCUUUCCCCUCGGCUCCUGCUGCUGCUGCUGGUUGUGUUCUCUCGUUGGGGGCGGUGGGGGCUGUUUGAGGAGGAUGAAGGCUCUGGUGUUUAAUGGUUUUUGGGGUUGGAGGAUUUCCCGUGGGCCGCUGCUCCCUGGCAGGCCGUCGUGUCGCAGAUUCCCGGUGGUCCCUGGUGUCCCGUCCUGCCCGGGCGCCCGGACUCUCCCGGCUCACCUGCGUCUCCAGGUGCGCCGUCGCGCCCGUCUUUAACGAUGCCGUGCACUCCCUGUAGACCUGCGGGAGGAAGAGCGAGCGGUAUUUUACUCACGGGAACACCAGGCUUUCCAGCGACACCAGGCAGACCUGGUUCUCCUUGGAAUCCCAUCAGACCAGGCUUUCCAGGAAGACCUCUAGCUCCGGUUUCUCCCUGUGGUCCCACAAUUCCUUUAGGUCCCAGCUCACCACGCUUUCCAGACUGUGAACAGUAAUGCAGGGGGGUUAUUUUUAAGUUUAAGAGUUUAACAAAUCACACAGGUAAACCCUGCGUAGUGCACAGGUCUAAAACUGUAAAUAAAAUUGGCAAACAACAGCAGAUAAAUAAGAAUAAACCCACAAAUGAUUGUCAUUAAAUUAAAAAUAAUAUCAGAAUGAGUCACAUUAAAAUAAUGGUCUGUUGUUGGAUUUGUAUUGGAAAUGCAUUGUGGAAAAUGUAGUGGAUGUGGAGUGUUGCUAAGGCUGCAGUAACUGUAGUCUUGUUUGUCCCCCUUCUCUCGUCUCUUUUGCUCUUGCUGCAGCUUGCAGAGAGUCUCGUACACUUGUGUUUGAUUCAUUCUUUAUUCCAUAUCUCUCACUGUUCUCACCUUUGGAUUAAAAACGACUGAAAAUAAACAAGAUUUUGUUCGA